UAUCACACACCUUCAAUUCUUCCAGCAACGCAACAUUGAGCAGACGAACAAUAAUUGGCCUGCUUCCAUCAGUCAUGGCCCCUACAGCCGUCCCACAAGGGCCUCUUCCGCCCGCAGCUUUUCUCUCGUCGCUCUCUUCAGCCGAACUUUAUACCCCUAGCGCAAAGCACAGAUCCGGUGACAGGGACCCCACAGUCGAUUACGCCCAUCCAUCGAAACGCCUUAACGUGCGAAGAAUUCCUGACAUGGGUGGCGCGACAUGCCAGCAGCAGCAAGAUUGCUCACUACUGCACGAUUGCCUACCGGUGCAGCGCGUUUCGUCCGCCGCUCCCUGCUCUACCGCCGGCGCAGUCUCCUCCGAAGGCGCGGGGCCAUCGCAGCAGAACGGCGACGCGGAGCAGCGCGCACCGCCCGUCGUGGCUACGGCUGCGGGUGCGCCAGACAUGGGCGCUCUCCGCGCUCAGCUGCAGCGCUCCCUCGCGCAAUCGCUGGGGAUCCGCGCGGCUGCGCUCGACCGCAUGCGUGCAAUCAACGAGCGCGUUGAGAGACUCCGCCGUAUCGAAACCGAGGCGGUCGCCGCUCGCGGAACCCUGAGGGACAUAGCAGGCGGCGGCUUGGUAGAGCCCUGCGCGGGGAUUUUCCGCGGGGACAGGAGCGCCGCAACCCCUGUGGCUGCGCCGCUUCGGAAGCUUCACUCAACGGCCUGCAACGGAGAGUCCCCGCGCGCCGUGAGGAGAUUAAGCGGCACCUGGUCCCGCCCGGCAGCCGUGGCGCGCGGGAAAUUGGGGCCGACUGAGUCGGAAGGGUCCGUGACCGGAAGCACGUGCGGGGAGGGCGAGUGGCAAUCGGCGCAGAGCAGGCGGAGACUGGAGCGCGGGCUCGUGUGCGCCGUCGGACGGGGCUGAUAGAGAGGGUACUGCGGCGAGAGACGAUAGCGCGGUGAAGCUGAAAGGGUGAAGAGACGAGUAAGGGUGAAGCUUGUAGGAGGCUCGAAGGUAGCGGACCCGAGUGAUCUGUAUAGAGACGACGGGUCCAACUAUUAGAUACAAAUUAAUGACUUCCAGAUCUUUCCGUUGCAUAGAGCUAACUCAACUCGACGGCAAGGCUGAUGGCAUGAAGUGGGCUGUUGGCAAUUAAAAUAUAUAUACAUAUAUAUACAUAUAUAUAUAUAUAUAUAUA
This is a messenger RNA of Closterium sp. NIES-67, 1179 nucleotides long. The record is from the annotation of a GenBank genome assembly. NCBI's taxonomy places the organism in Eukaryota, Viridiplantae, Streptophyta, Zygnematophyceae, Desmidiales, Closteriaceae.